AUGGCCAAACUCGUGCAGUGCAAAGAUGUGGAGCAGAAGGUGCCUGUGUUGUGGAUGAAAACAGCUGGUUACUGUGGAAUUAAUGUGCAUCAGCCCACAGCUUUUGCUCACAAGUUUCUUCAGCUCUCUGGAGUAGCUCUCUUCUGGGACGAGUUUUCUGCAUCAGCAAAAUCUUCUCCAGUGUGUUCAACUGCACCAGUGGAAACUGAGCCAAAGCUGUCACCUAGCUGGAACCCUAAAAUUGUCUAUGAGCCACACCCACAGAUAACGAGAACUUUACCAGAGGUAGCGCCCUCUGACCCAGUGCAGAUUGGAGUGCUAAUUGGUAGGUUGGAGUUGAGUCUCACGCUGAAACAGAAUGAAGUACUUCCUGGAGCUAAGUUGGAUAUUGAUGGACAGAUAGACUCUAUUCCUCUAUUCCUGUCCCCAAGACAGGUACACUUGCUUUUGGAUAUGUUAGCAGCUAUUGCUGGACCAGAAAAUUCUAGCAAAAUAGGGUUAGCUAAUAAAGAUAGAAAAAAUCGACCCAUGCAACAGGAAGAAGAAUAUCGCAUUCAGAUGGAAUUAAACCGGUAUUAUUUGAGAAAAGAUUCCCUCUCUGUGGGUGUAUCUUCAGAGCAAAGCUUUUAUGAGACAGAAACGGCUCGUACACCUUCUAGCCGUGAAGAAGAAGUGUUCUUCUCCAUGGCUGAUAUGGACAUGUCCCAUAGUCUCUCUUCUCUUCCACCCCUUGGAGACCCCCCACAUAUGGACCUUGAGUUAUCAUUAACUAGCACAUAUACAAAUACUCCAGCAAGAUCUCCAUUAAGUGUCACUGUGCUUCAGCCAACAUGGGGAGAUUUUCUUGAUCAUCAUAAAGAACAGCCUGUAAGAGGGUCAACAUUGCCAUCUAACGUAGUUCACCCAUCACCUUUACAGAAGACUUCUCUCCCAUCUAGACCUGUUUCAGUGGAUGAAUCCAGGCCCGAGCUUAUUUUUAGACUAGCUGUGGGAACUUUUUCAAUCUCUGUGCUUCACAUUGAUCCAUUAUCACCACCUGAAACAUCAUUGAACGUUAAUCCAUUGACACCUCUGGCAAUAGCUUUCUUUUCUUGCAUAGAAAAGAUUGAUCCAGCAAGAUUUUCAGCAGAUGAUUUUAAGUCUUUUCGAACAGUAUUUGCAGAAGCUUGCUCACAUGAUCACCUUAGAUUUAUAGGUACUGGCAUCAAAGUAUCCUAUGAACAAAGACAAAGAUCAGCUUCCAGAUAUUUUAGUACUGAUAUGUCCAUUGGUCAAAUGGAACUUUUGGAGUGCCUGUUUCCGACUGAUUUUCAUUCUGUUUCUCCUCACUAUACCGAGCUUUUAACAUUUCAUUCCAAAGAAUGGACUGAUUCUCACCCCCCUGUAUGUCUUCAGCUUCAUUAUAAGCAUUCUGAGAAUAAAGGACCCCAGGGUAAUCAAACAAGACUUAGUUCUGUUCCUCAGAAGACAGAAUUACAAAUUAAAUUAAAUCCAGUAUUUUGUGAGCUGGAUAUCAGCAUUGUGGACAGGUUAAAUUCAUUGCUUCAACCACAGAAACUUACUACAGUAGAGAUGAUGGCAUCUCACAUGUAUACUUCAUAUAAUAAGCAUAUUAGUUUACACAAGGCUUUCACUGAAGUAUUUCUAGAUGACUCACAUAAUCCUGCAAAUUGUCGGAUAUCAGUACAAGUUGCCACACCAGCAUUAAACCUUUCUGUUCGCUUCCCAAUCCCUGAUCUUCGAUCAGAUCAAGAAAGAGGACCAUGGUUUAAAAAGUCACUUCAGAAGGAGAUUCUUCAUUUAGCAUUCACAGAUCUAGAAUUUAAGACUGAAUUCAUAGGAGGAUCAACCCCAGAACAAGUUAAACUGGAACUUACCUAGAGAACUAGUUGUCUUAUUUUAUCAGGGUCAUUCCAAGAAGAUAAGGGAGAGCCAUCUAUUCAAUUUCUCCACGUGUGUAGUGAAGUAGAUGGAGAUACAACAUCAUCAGAUGACUUUGACUGGCCACGAAUUGUACUGAAAAUAAAUCCACCAGCUCUGCAUUCCAUUUUGGAGAGAAUAGCAGCCGAGGAAGAAGAGGAGGGUGGUGCUCAUUCCCUGAAGGACUUGUGUGAUCUGAGAAGACCAGCCCCCUCUCCCUUUUCUUCUCGUAGAGUCAUGUUUGAAAAUGAACAGAUGGUGAUGCCAGGAGACCCUGUAGAAAUGACAGAGUUUCAGGAUAAAGCAAUCAGCAAUUCUCACUAUGUGUUGGGACUUACGUUACCCAAUAUUCAUAUAACACUACCUAAUAAAAGCUUUUAUGAGAAGCUUUAUAAUAGGAUCUUUAAUGACUUGCUGCUGUGGGAACCAACAGCUCCUUCACCAGUGGAGACUUUUGAAAAUAUUUCAUAUGGUAUUGGGCUUUCAGUAACCAGCCAGCUGAUCAAUACCUUCAACAAGGAUAGUUUUAGUCCAUUUAAAUCUACAGUUCACUAUGAUGAGGAAAGUGGAUCUGAGGAGGAGACUUUGCAGUAUUUUUCUACUCUUGAUCCCAACUAUCGUUCCCGUAGGAAAAAAAAACUCGACUCUCAGAGCAAGAACUCACAGAGUUUUCUCUCUGUUCUUCUGAAUAUUAAUCACGGAUUAAUAGCAGUGUUUACAGAUGUAAAGCAAGAUAAUGGAGAUCUAUUGGAAAACAAACAUGGUGAAUUCUGGCUGGAGUUCAGUAGUGGUUCGUUAUUUUGUGUGACAAAAUACGAAGGUUUUGAUGAUAAGCACUACAUCUGCCUUCACUGCAGCCCCUUCAGCCUGUACCACAAAGUCUUUGUUUGUAUCUAUAAGAACGAGAUGGAGCUGAGUAACCAGAAAGUGCAGGUUUAUUGA
This is a messenger RNA of Molossus molossus (Pallas's mastiff bat), 2862 nucleotides long. RefSeq names its product autophagy-related protein 2 homolog B-like. Lineage: Eukaryota; Metazoa; Chordata; Mammalia; Chiroptera; Molossidae. Gene Ontology annotation, cellular component: phagophore assembly site; extrinsic component of membrane. The record is from RefSeq and is a predicted model, not a curated record. Gene Ontology annotation, biological process: piecemeal microautophagy of the nucleus; autophagy of mitochondrion; reticulophagy. Gene Ontology annotation, molecular function: phosphatidylinositol-3-phosphate binding.